UAAAUAAAGUUAUUGAAAUGAGUCUCUUCCAACAUGGCGGCCCCCUUUGCGCCCUUGGUUUCCCGGAGUUCUCUGCUAAGCGUUUACCGGGAAUGUAGGAGGCUGCAGUACGGCGUGAGGUGGGGGAAGCUCGGAGGGCCGUGCGUUCCCUGUCUGUGCAGGCAGACGGCAGUAUCUGUUAGCCAUGUAGCAGAGGCUUCAGCUGUCGGCUCAGCAAAAAAUACCCAGCCAGGAGUGCUUAAUGAAUGUACUGGACCACUUCAACAGUACGACGUUCUGGUAAAGGACUGCGUGCUAAGGAAAGAUGAGCAUCAACGAAGAGUCAUGCAGCACUUACAGAGUCUUCAUGACGAACUCCGGGGGUACAGGAAAGAAUCCACAGGAAUUUUGGCAAAGUUUUUUACACGUAGAAAACCUCCAAGAGGGAUGUAUGUCUUUGGAGAUGUUGGUACAGGCAAGACUAUGGUAAUGGACAUGUUUUAUUCCCAUGUGGAAGUUGAACAGAAAAAGCGGGUGCAUUUCCAUGGAUUCAUGCUGGAUGUGCAUGAAAGAAUACACAGACUUAAGAAAAGCUUACCGAAAAGGAAGGCCGGAUUCAUGGCCAAAACCUAUGACCCUAUUGCCCCCAUAGCUGAGGAGCUAAGUGAAGAAGCCUGUCUGCUGUGCUUCGAUGAAUUUCAAGUGACUGAUAUUGCUGAUGCCAUGAUCCUAAAGCAGCUUUUUGAAAACCUGUUUCAAAAUGGAGUGGUCGUCGUGGCAACUUCCAACAGGCCUCCUGAAGACCUUUAUAAAAAUGGACUUCAGAGAGUUAACUUUGUACCAUUCAUUGCUGUUUUAAAGCAAUACUGCAACACUGUUCAACUGGACUCUGGUAUAGACUAUCGAAAACGUGUUCUCGCUGCGGGUGGUAAAGUAUACUUCCUCACAAGUGAAGCUGAUGUGGAGGCUGUCAUGGAUAAGUUGUUUGAUGAGCUGGCUCAGAAACAAAAUGAUGUAACAAGACCAAGGAUUCUGAAAGUGCAGGGCAGGGAGCUGAAGCUGAGUAAAGCUUGUGGGUGCAUUGCUGACUGCACAUUUGAGGAACUCUGUGACCGACCUCUGGGUGCCAGUGAUUAUCUUGAAAUGUGCAAGAAUUUUGACACCGUUUUUAUUCGACAAAUCCCACAGCUAAACAUGACAAAGCGGUCCCAGGCUCGCAGAUUCAUAACUCUUAUUGAUGCCUUCUAUGACCACAAGGUGCGUGUGGUUUGCUCUGCAGAUGUCCCUUUGCAAAGUUUGUUUAUGCAAAAGCUUCAAGAUGCUGUGGAUGUGGAUUCUAGAAUACUUCUCGAUGAUCUGGAGCUUAGUGCGGACUCAUCUGGAGGAUUGUCCAUGUUCACAGGCGAGGAGGAACUCUUUGCAUUUCACCGCACCUUGUCUCGUCUUACUGAAAUGCAAACAGAUCAGUACUGGAGAGACGGAGACAGAAGCCAGAAGUAGUCAUCACUCGUGCCGAAAUAAUGCGAUAAAUGCACAAUACAUCACUUUGAGAGAUGACAUUUCCUAAGAAGUAUACAUCCUCAAUGGGAUUACACAACACUCUCAGGACCAUUAUGUUAUGUAAAUGUCUUUUUUGUCAUUUUUGCAGAGUUUAAGUGGAUGCUGCUCUAUUACCAUACAAAGCUUAGUUACACCAUUGAGUUAUACAGAUAUUUAAAUAUCCUAACAUUGUUUUGGUGCUUAUGACUGCAAAUGCAAUUUGUUACAGUACAUCUGAGAAGAACAGAACGGGACUGAGUGAGACAAUACCAUGGAGUACCUGAGAGUUACACUUAGUGCAAUCAUCAGGGGCUCAUCUGUACUAUUUAAUGCUGAAGUGUUCACAAUGAAUGAGCGUUAAUUGUAUGUGCUUUAACAUUUUUAUUGUAUGUGUCAUAACAGUGGUUUGCUUGAGAUUGUGUCAUUGUUUCGAAAGCUACAAUCUUUGAAACAUAACAGAAAACAUCCACUGCCAAUAUAAAUGUUGGUAUUCCAGGUAAGGGUUACUCUUAGCAAUAUGAGCUACCCAGAGGAUUUCUAUUUGUACACUGCACAUCGGUUAUCCACACUCCAUCAAUGUAUUAAUGCAGCCAAAUUCAUUUUCUGUGCUUAUGAAAUUCAGAGGCUUGUUUUCACGUACAGAUAUAUUAUUCCUACCUUUCCUUUACAAAAUGUGUACACGUUUAUAUAAACAAGGGUGCUGUUAUUUGUUAUUUAUUACUUAUCAACAGGAAACAAUUAUGAAUUGUUCUUAUUAUCUCUAGGAACACACCUACCGUAACUCAGAAACAGUAAAAGCAAUUUGUAAACAUUUUUAAAUGCCACAGAUCACAGUCAUACAGCAUAUGAAUGGUUAUUAUUACCACCACCACAUUGGAAGUGAUAUAUUAGCAGUUUGCAUUGAUCAGUCCAAUACUAUUUUAAUCACAAAUGUAAUUGCUUGCUGUGUCUGCCUCACUAAUAAAUCUCCUAUAUUCAGUA
Messenger RNA from Pseudophryne corroboree (corroboree frog), 2499 nucleotides. RefSeq names its product AFG1 like ATPase (gene AFG1L). The record is from RefSeq and is a predicted model, not a curated record. Gene Ontology annotation, molecular function: ATP hydrolysis activity; ATP binding. The transcript is spliced from 13 exons. Gene Ontology annotation, cellular component: mitochondrion; cytoplasm. Bases 34 to 1479 code for a protein of 481 amino acids. NCBI's taxonomy places the organism in Eukaryota, Metazoa, Chordata, Amphibia, Anura, Myobatrachidae.